GAUGCUUGCAGCGAGAUUAGCGGGCUUAAAGAGGUAAAAAUAGAGACAACAUUAGACUCCACUGAGGCAGAGCCAUUGGAGGCUGUACGGAGUAAUUAUACCGAGCAACUCAAACCCAAGCGUUCUGGGUCAGAUGAUGAUGAUGAUGGCUCAGGUCCACCUGACAAGCAUUGGAUUUGCCUUCAUUGUAAAAAGAAGGCAGAGAAGACGAAUCUGCCCGCGAGUACAUGGCAGUUCAAGUACAGCCGGAAUCUCUCAUACCACUACAACACAAAGCACAACGAGAUCGUCAAAAAAGGCCACUUUUGCAAGGAAUGCUGGAAUUCCUUCAGGACUCACAAGCAGCUCCUGAACCACGAGUGCCAGGGCCGGGUUCCUGGCCCUAGA
Striga asiatica is the source of this 387-nucleotide messenger RNA. NCBI's taxonomy places the organism in Eukaryota, Viridiplantae, Streptophyta, Magnoliopsida, Lamiales, Orobanchaceae. The record is from the annotation of a GenBank genome assembly.